Papilio polytes (common Mormon) is the source of this 372-nucleotide messenger RNA. RefSeq names its product adult-specific cuticular protein ACP-20-like. The record is from RefSeq and is a predicted model, not a curated record. The coding region runs from base 1 to 372 and encodes 123 amino acids. Lineage: Eukaryota; Metazoa; Arthropoda; Insecta; Lepidoptera; Papilionidae. The transcript is spliced from 4 exons. Gene Ontology annotation, cellular component: extracellular matrix.
AUGUCUACCAAGGUGUUUUGCUUACUCCUGCUCGUCGCCGUAGCGGCAGUGCAAGGUUACGGGCAUGCCUUCUCAUCGAAUCAUAUCUCACGUCACGACGGACAUCACCAGAUUGUGCAUGGACACGACCAUGGACAUCAUGAUUACUAUACUCAUCCUAAAUACGAAUUCGAGUAUAAGGUGGAGGAUGGUCACACUGGCGAUAUCAAGUCGCAGCACGAGCACCGCGAUGGGGACGUUGUGAAGGGAGGCUACUCUCUGCAUCAACCCGACGGCUCUCACAGACAUGUACACUACCAUGCAGAUGAUCAUACCGGAUUUCAUGCGGACGUGAAAUACAGUACCCAUCAUAUUGUGCCCCAUCAUCAGUAG